UAGCCAAUAAAUAUGUAGCAAUAUACGAAUAAUUCUACAAAAUACGUUUAAUCGUUGGGCAAUAGAAAUUGUAAUUAUUUCAAAAAUUCCAUGAAAUUUUUAUAGAAAUCAUCGCUACCGUAAAUAUGCAUCUAUAACGAUUAUUAAAUACAACAGUUCGAAAGAUCGUUACGACGGGUGAUUUUUCAAGGAUUACGGCACUGGCCAACGGAUGAAACAAAUGCCUGUUGAUUGCGUGUGACAGUGGUUUGCGCCAACGCAUUUAUAACGAGCAAGCACUUAAUUACUUUUCGUUGUUUCUACCCGAGCCCCGUGUUAAUUCGCCUCCGUAAAACCAUGCCCCGUUGCUUGAUCAAAUCCAUGAGAAGAUACAGGAAAACCGAUAAUCCCGCAGAAGAGACCGAAAUUCCAUGGAUUCCGCCGUCGUCGAUCGAUACAAAACGAAAACACCAGACCAAAGACAAUCCGGCGAAAUCUAAUAAUAUUUGGACAUCCUCGAGCCUGCCGAUCGUAACACGGUACAGCUACAACAGAGGGAACUUAGAGAACAACGUGAUUCGGAACAAAGAAUCGUCGAGUAGCGGCGAGUUGAGAAGCACGAAUUUUUCGGAGAUCGAGAAAUCGUUGCAGCCCACCGUGAUCGAUACCGACCGGAGGAUCCCGAGCACGAUCGGCGAGCAGGGCCUGGAAAGAAUGCAGACACCGUUGUCCUCGGCGGCGAAAAAAUUAGAGUAUCCGAUCAAUGUGCCCGAAAAUCGAAUCAAAGUAGCGGUGAAUUUGAACGAGACGUUCAACGGAGCCGAAGGUCAGGCGGAGCCGAAAGCGUUGUAUUUGACACCGAGCAAGAAGCCGAUCGAUCUUUCUCAGAACCAGUACUUCGACAACGGGAAGACCGCCGGGGUCGAGAGCACUCCGAAUUGGAAACGAAAUAAAACCAUGCACUAUUGCCCAUUUUGCCGGAAAAGUUUCGAUCGUCCGUGGGUGCUGAAGGGUCAUCUGCGCCUCCACACUGGCGAAAGACCCUUCGAGUGUCCGAUGUGCCAUAAAUCAUUUGCCGAUCGAUCGAAUUUACGUGCGCAUCAAAGAACACGAAAUCACCAUCAAUGGCAAUGGCGAUGCGGAGAGUGUUUUAAAGCAUUCUCCCAAAGACGAUAUCUAGAACGACAUUGUCCCGAAGCGUGUAGAAAAUAUAGGAUAUCUCAAAGAAGAGAGCAAAACUGCACCUAAACUGUGAAUUUUACUUCUCUAAUAUAUACAGAUUUUAUACGAUAGAAACGCUCCAUAUACAUGUGUACCCUCCAUGUGUAUAGGAGGGUGUAAUAUAAUAUAUUUGUUAAUCAAUAUUAUAAAAUUUGAAUACAUAUUGUUGUUACGUUGUUGUUCUAAUAAAAUUCUAUGGAUAUUGUGUAUCAAACGU
Messenger RNA from Megalopta genalis, 1417 nucleotides. RefSeq lists its product as uncharacterized. Gene Ontology annotation, biological process: regulation of transcription by RNA polymerase II. Gene Ontology annotation, molecular function: RNA polymerase II cis-regulatory region sequence-specific DNA binding; DNA-binding transcription factor activity, RNA polymerase II-specific. The record is from RefSeq and is a predicted model, not a curated record. Lineage: Eukaryota; Metazoa; Arthropoda; Insecta; Hymenoptera; Halictidae.